AUGUCUUCAAAUCAUGAGUCGUCUUCUUCAGGAGCAAGCUUCUCCUCAUUCUUUAAGGAGUCUCGUGCAAAACUAGACGCUGCCUCAGAAAAAGGCCGCAACUAUAUGAAUAAGGAUCAUGGUAGUAGUAGUAGUAGUGGUGGUGGUGGUGGUGGUGGCCACUUCUCAUCCUUUACAAACAAAAUUACAGGCUCUUCAGAACCUGCUCCUACCAUUGAGGCCCGACCUCUCAGUGCUCUCAAAGAUCCGAAAUCUUUCCCAGCUCCUCCUCUUCAUCGUGCUGUUCAUGGUGACCCCCUAAGACCCGCUGCUCACUACCCCCCUACUGCUACUGCACAGCCCCCAGUUGCCGCCGCUGCUAGUGCCCCAGCUUACACGUACCCACAACCAACUGCCUACCCUCCACCAGCUGCACCAGCCGCCUAUCCACCACCCGCAGGUUACCCCCAACCAGGUUACCCUCAGCCUGCCUACCAGCAGCAGCAGCAGCAGCAGCCUCCGCCUACGGCCCCGGCUCCUCUAGUAUACCAGCCUCCAGUUACAGGUUAUCAGCCUCCGACUGCAGUAUACCAACCCCCGGUCGCAGGAUACCAACCUUCUGCCGCAGGCUACCAGCCUCCAGUCGCAGGCUACCAGCCUCCAGUCGCAGCUUACCAGCCCCCAGUCGCAGCUUACCAGCCCCCAGUCGCAACCCCGGCAGCUUACCCACCUCCACCUGCUGCUGCCCCGGUUGCUGCUCCGGUGGCCGUUUCCCCACCUCCAGUAGCUGCUCCCUACCAGCCCCCACCUCCCCCUGGGCUCCCGGGCUAUCAACCUCCUGGAGGUGUACCGGCGACUCCUGCUAGAGCCCCACCUCAAUUACCCUCGCGUCAAAAUAGUAUUGCAUACCGGGCUUCUGUGUCGUCUCCAAGCCCUGCUGAGCCUGAACCAAAACCUCAUGUACCGCUUCCUGAUCCUUCUUCUUUCCCAGCACCUCCACCACUCUACCAGGGACCUACUGGUGCCCCAGAGCCUGUAAGCCAUAACGGUCGUCGUGCAUCGCAUUACACGUCAUCUACAACUGCUAAGCACUCAGCUGUAUCUCCCGCAACACAUGUCCCAGCUCCUGCUCCGUUGCCUUCAGCAUCAAGUUUCCCUCCACCUCCAGGAACCCAGCCUUAUCAGCCCCAUUUAGCUCGGACAGUGCCACCGCCUCCAACCUCAUCCUCUUCUUCAGCUCCUGCUCCUGCUCCAGUAGCUACACCGAGUCAUACCUCUAUUGGCUACAGUCCCAGCAUUAAAAAGAAACCCCCACCUGUCCCUACCAAGCUUAACAAAAAGUCGCCACCUGUCCCUCCGGGUCGUAGCAGCAAUGGUGCACCACAAGCACCUCCAUCGCGUGCUGCUACGUUUGAAGAAUCACCCCCACCACCAUACACAGAGCCCAGACCAAAAUCUCCCUCUGAGUCUGAAAAUACCAACCAUUUUCAUCGUACAUUUGCAGCCCGUGAUCCAGGUCUUUCUCAAGAAGCUCAAUCAUACCAAUCUUCUAGCUCCGAUGCGCCUAUGGGACCCAUUGCGGGUGGAACAGCAUCCCAAAUUGCUAAACAAUUUGAAAAAAUGCAUAUUUUGGCCCCACAGCGCCGGCCCUCAGAUCACUUACAAACUCCAGGAUCUACAUCAACUCAUGCAGCACCUGCCACUACUCAUACUACCCCAUCUGCUGCGGCCAUUGCUGCACACCACAAGAAGGCUCCUCCAAAACCUCCAAAGAAACCUUCCUUCUCUCAUGAGCACCAUCUAGCUCCUGAACCAGCUGCUCCUGUGCCAGCUGCUGCACCAGCACCAGCUUCUACUUCUAAUGCACCACCACCACCAAUUAAUUACUCAACACGGCCUGAUCCUGGUUCUUUGACUCCUAGCACUUCACACUCUUCUACAAAUAGUGCCUCUUUUGGUGCUAAUAAAAAAGACCCUAAGGACCAGUUUGAUCUUGACUUGCCAAGCUUGUGGUUCACCAAGCCUGCACGCACGCUUACACUGCCUGCCUCACUACAGGGUAUCAACUACACGUUCAGUCUCUCGUCGUCGUCAGGUUCAAGUCGCAAACUUAUUUUAGCGCUCCGCAUUGCUGAGACAUUGGCCAUUGUCAAAUUCAAACUUGAGUGGAAGGUUGAGGACCCGCUGGGAACUGUUACAGUUGAACGUAAAGACAUUCCACCACCAGAACCAAUGGCUCAGGCGCAGCUGGCCCAGGCCCAUGACGCGUUUGGAGAAAGCAUUGCACGCUAUGCUGAAUCUGUGGUUGGCACACAGGUCGGUGACGGCGAGUGCUGGACUUUGGCUCAGCAAGCUAUUACGCAGGCAGCAGCAGGCGCAGCCAUGGUUCCUCAAGGGUAUACUCAUGGUGCUCUUGUGUAUCAUGCGGUUGGUGGUGCACCUGCUCCUCUUUGCUAUGCGGAUCGCAUUGCACGUGGAGAUAUUUGUCAGUUUACUAGCGGUCGUUUUGAUACGCGCAAUGCCGCUGGAGUUAUUGUGGGACAAGCAUAUGUAGGAGCACCCAACCAUACCAGUAUUGUUGUUCAUGUUUCUGAUGAUAACCGGACGAUUGACGUGCUUCAGCAAAAUGUAGGAGGUGUGCGUCGUGUCCAAGCAGGCAAGCAUAAUUUGGAUGAAUUGGUUGCUGGUGAAGUGAAGAUAUAUCGGCCAGUGUGGAAGGAAUGGGCAGGUGAGCUUGAGGCUAAGUGGGAUUAA
This is a messenger RNA of Magnusiomyces paraingens, 2733 nucleotides long. RefSeq lists its product as uncharacterized. Bases 1 to 2733 code for a protein of 910 amino acids. The transcript has a single exon. NCBI's taxonomy places the organism in Eukaryota, Fungi, Ascomycota, Dipodascomycetes, Dipodascales, Dipodascaceae. The record is from RefSeq and is a predicted model, not a curated record.